This is a messenger RNA of Cuscuta epithymum, 2394 nucleotides long. Lineage: Eukaryota; Viridiplantae; Streptophyta; Magnoliopsida; Solanales; Convolvulaceae. The record is from the annotation of a GenBank genome assembly.
GUUCAAGGUUUAGGAAGAAUGGAGGCUAGCUAGCUAGCUAGACUAUCAUCAACGAGUACUAUAAAUUUGAUCAAAGGAGUACAUCAUGAUAUUGCAUGUAAGAAAAACCUACUCUUUGACAUAUUCAGUCUUUCUUUUAGUUUGUGAAUUGGUUUCUCUCCUCUAGUCCUCUUCUCCCCAACAAAAGAAUGGCUGCCAAUAAUAUACCACCAUUUUUAACCGGCCUUGAUGAAAAAACACAGUUGCAUGAAGCUACACGCCGUUCUGCCAACUAUCAUCCCAGCAUUUGGGGAGACUUCUUCCUAUCAUUUUCUUCUCCACAAAUGGACAAAAAUACCAAAGAUUUGCAAGAAGAUCAUGAACAACUAAAGCAAAAGGUGAGGAACAUGCUUGUUGAGGAUCCCGACAUUUCAUUGCGGAAACUAGAAUUGAUUAACAACGUCCAACGGUUAGGAGUGAGUUAUCAUUUCGAAAAGGAGGUUAGAGCAAUCCUGCAAAAAACAUUUGAGGUCAACGAUGACCUUAAUGCCAAGGACAUAGAGGCGGAUGAUCUUCAUGUCAUUUCUCUUCGCUUUCGACUACUUAGACAAGAAGCGUAUUAUGCAUCUACCGGUCCUUUUGAAUAUUUUUUGGAAAGUGAUGGCAAAUUCAAGGAAUCCAUGAUCAACAAUGUGGAUGCAAUGUUAAGCUUGUAUGAGGCGUCACAUGUUAGAGUUCACGGGGAAAAGAUUUUGGAUGAAGCACUCAUAUUUACCACUACUCAUCUACAAACCCUAUUCACAAACUCUAAAGUUAGUGAAGCACUAGAACAGCCCAUUUGUAAAAGAUUAGCCAGGAUAGAUGCAAGAAAAUACAUAUCCAUUUACCAACUUGAUGAAUCGCAUGAUGCUGUUCUGUUGGAAUUUGCAAAACUGGAUUUCAACUUGUUGCAAAGACAGCAUCAGAAGGAGCUAGGCAGCCUUACAAGGUGGUGGAAAGAAUUAGAUGCAGCAGAAAAACUGCCAUUCGCUAGAGAUAGAAUGGUAGAGUGCUAUUUGUGGACAUUGGGAGUGUACUUUGAACCACAAUAUGGUUUUGCAAGAGACUUUUUUCUUAAAAUAAUAUCUCUGACUUCAAUCCUUGAUGACAUAUAUGACGUUUAUGGAACUCUUGAAGAGCUCCGGUUAUUCACUCAUGCUUUCCAACGAUUAUAUGAGAGUAAUGCAAACGAAUUGCCAGAAUAUAUGAAAAUAGUCUACACAGCCUUUGUAGACGCAUAUGCUGAAAUGGACAAAAAGUUGGUAGCCACAGGGGAAUCAUACCGCAUCAAUUAUGCCAAAAUUGAGAUGAAGAAAUUAGUGGAUGCAUACUAUGAAGAAGCCAAGUGGUUGUAUGUUGAUGGGUCUCCAACUUAUGAUCAGUACAUGAGGGUGGCACUUCAGACAGGUGCUCAUUUGAUGCUAGCAACAACUUCUUUAGUAGGAAUGCAAGAAGAGUUCGUAACUAAAGAGACCUUUGAUUGGCUGAGUCAAGAUCCUUUAAUUGUUCGAGCUUCUGCCAUUAUUGGCAGAUUAAAGGAUGACAUAGCAGGACACAAGUUUGAACAAGAAAGAGGGCAUGUGGACUCGGCUGUAGAAUGCUACAUAAGACAAUAUGGGAAGUCAGAAGAAGAAGCUGUGAGAGAACUUGAAGAACAAGUCACCAAUGCAUGGAAAGACAUCAAUCAAGAAUGCCUUAAACCAACUGCUACUUUUCCAAUGCCAAUACUCAUCCGAGUUGUCAAUCUUGCCAGGGUCAUUGAUUUGGUGUAUGAUGCUGAUGGGGAUUCAUACACACAUUCCUCAAAGCUUAAAUCAAUCAUCACCUCUAUCUUGGUUGAUCCGGUCUUGUGAAUCUCAAAUAGUUAAAUCUAGGCUAAAAAGUCAAAUAGGCCCUUAUAUCGGUCCUGUAAGCUCAAUUCAGUCCCUGAACUAAAAAAAGAUUCAAUCACCCCGCCCCUUCGGCAAAAAAAGGUUCAAAUUUCAUUUUUUAAGGUUAACAACAGGUAAAAAGGUCCAAUUCGCACCCCUAAAGUAUUAAAAGUGUCAAAAUUGCAAUAAAUCGGAAAUAAGAAACAAAAACAAUUAAAAAAUUGACCGGUUAUUUACCCGUAAAAAAUGAAAUUUGAACCAUUUUGUGUCGAUCUAGGGUGUGAAUGGAACCUUUUUUUAGUGCAAGGACUGAAUUGAGCUUACACCCUUACACGACUGUUUAGCCUUAAAUCUAUCGAAGUUUUAUUACUUGUAACUAAUACCGAGUAUAAUAUGGGUGUUUUUGUAAAUUAAACAAUAAAGGAGUAUAAUUUGAAGGACAAUCAUUACUUUUCCUUCUUCUAUUUCUUUUUCUUUAAUUUCUUAUAUAAAAGUUAUAAUUUAC